AGCGCAAUCAUGCUUAGCUGGGAACCGUCGAAAAGACUCCUCUCCUUCGACCCGAAGCCACUCGUGAAGGAAUCCUGCCGACGAAUUUGGCUGCGAGAUCGGAGUGAGGAAAAGAAUUGCGAGGAAAAGGCAGCGGAAGUAGAAAUUUCCAGUUUUUUUUUUCUGAAGCAGCCAUGAAUUCGAGGAGGGACCAUCGCAGUAAUAGAGCUGCACUUUUUGAUGGCAUUGAAGAAGGUGGGAUUCGAGCUUCAGCAUACUCUUCUCAUGAAAUUCAUGAGCAUGACAAUGAUCUAGCCAUUGAAGGGCUGCAAGACAGAGUCAACAUUCUGAAGAGGUUGACAGGUGACAUACAUGAAGAGGUUGAAAGCCACAGUCGUAUGUUGGACCGCAUGGGCAAUGAUAUGGACUCGUCAAGGGGAAUCCUUUCUGGAACAAUGGAUCGUUUCAAGAUGGUUUUCGAGACGAAAUCAAAUCGCAGAAUGGCCACCCUUGUGGCAUCCUUUGUGGCACUCUUCCUACUCAUAUAUUACUUGACCAAGUAGCAGCCUGAGUUCUCCAUUAGAUCUUUAGCUUCUUAAGGUCAUGCUUGUUGUUCCAUGUUGGGGUGCUUGCAGCAUUAUAGUGCUUUGUGUAAUGUCUAACCUGCAGAGAUGUCACUGUAUAGGAUCUAAGGUGCUGUUGGCCAGUUUGCUCAGACAUGCAUACUUUUUAUGAAUGGUGCUUAUUGUUUGCUGUAAUUACAAUCAACUGUUUAUGCUUCUUAAUUGUCACAUAAUAAAGGAACUCGAUGAAAUUAUGGGUA
Musa acuminata subsp. malaccensis (wild Malaysian banana) is the source of this 802-nucleotide messenger RNA. Its product is annotated as bet1-like SNARE 1-1. The record is from RefSeq and is a predicted model, not a curated record. NCBI's taxonomy places the organism in Eukaryota, Viridiplantae, Streptophyta, Magnoliopsida, Zingiberales, Musaceae.